AUUGGCUGCAGUCUCAGGAAACAGACAUGGCAGCAGCUACAGCACCAGCCGUCCCUGAGCAAACCUCUCCUCAAUCCUCGCCGCCAGGUUUUGUGCCUUUUGACCUAUCGCAGCCCCCGGUCAUUGAAGGCUUCAGCCCUCUGCCGAGGAACAAAGAUGAGACCUUCAAGGAGAAGUUUCUUAGAAAGACACAGGAGAACCCGUUCGUCCCAAUAGGUUGCUUGGGAACAGCAGGAGCGCUGAUGUAUGGCCUACGUGCCUUCCAUCAAGGGAAAACCAGACAGUCCCAGAUGUUGAUGAGGGGACGUAUCUUUGCCCAAGGCUUCACUGUAGUAGCCAUUAUUGUUGGUGUCUUUACCACAGCUAUGAAACCCAAGCAGUGAAGACGGACCAAUCCCACGCCUCUGCCACAGAUGAAAUAAACUCCCAAUCAAACCAAAUCCAGUGUGAAAUUGGACUGAUUUUAUUAUCUGAAUAAACUAAAUAAUGUAUCAUGUUUCCAGAAUUGUUCAGGUACAGAUAUGUUAAUGCCAACAUUAUUUAUUGUUGUUUGACUAUGAAUCGCUCAUGGUGAUAAAAUAUUCAGCUUCAGGCUUGCACCAACCCAAGUGUAAUCAGCUCCUACACAGUCGAAGGAAGCAAGCAGGAUUUGCCUUUUAUUGUGAUAUAAUAGUAUUGAAGUAAAUGCUGAUGAAUAUAAAUGAUGUGCUUAUUGCUUAAGUUCCCAUGUAUUGUCACUGAAAUGAACAAUAUAACACCUGGUUGAUUACACUUUAAUUUGAA
Molecule: messenger RNA, 783 nt
Organism: Centropristis striata (black sea bass)
Lineage: Eukaryota; Metazoa; Chordata; Actinopteri; Perciformes; Serranidae
Gene: higd2a
Product: HIG1 hypoxia inducible domain family, member 2A
Exons: 2
Coding region: 27-383 (118 amino acids)
Biological process (GO): mitochondrial respirasome assembly
Cellular component (GO): mitochondrion
Source: RefSeq, a predicted model, not a curated record